Messenger RNA from Caenorhabditis bovis, 978 nucleotides. The record is from the annotation of a GenBank genome assembly. NCBI's taxonomy places the organism in Eukaryota, Metazoa, Nematoda, Chromadorea, Rhabditida, Rhabditidae.
AUGAAAUCGAAUUCGAAUUUCAAGACGGAUAUGCUGAAAUAUGCGACAUAUCGGCACGAGAAAUCACUAAAGAAGUUAGAUGAGCUGAUGAAAAUUGCACAGGAUCUUCGCAAUGAAGACACGAAUUUUGUCGAUGAGUUGGAAGCUCUUGUCGAGCAUGAUGUCGCGAAAUUUUCAACUUGCGGCCAGAAAAUGGACGAGGAGCUUCAAGCAGUCCUCAACGUUCUUUUCGACACCAUUGAAAGCUAUAAUAGCCAUUGUCAAACGCCUUUGCCGAAAAAUGAAACCUAUUCGGAUUAUAUGGAACUUCAUGGCCGAUUGGUGAAAUUGACGCAGAAGUUCGACGAGAUUCAGCGCAUCAAAUCAAUGUCGGAUCACGCUCUUUCGCAGCUCAAACAGGAGCGCAAAAUUCUUUGGAAAUUGGCUGAACGAGCCGAUGAAAUGAAAAUUCGAUGGAUUCUGAUUGAAGCUUCCACAAAAAUUGCACGCGGUAUUCUACCUGAAGAUCCAUUAUACGAUGUUCGACGAUUACCUCAACUUUUGACAUAUUUGUACAACAAGCCGACUACUGUCAAAUAUUAUAAGAAAAUGAUUGAAAAUAUCACGAAACGAGUUUUGGCAUUCCAUUUGAAAGUUGAAUCAGAGAAGGAUCCGACGCUCAAAACAAUGAAGUCGUUUUCGAAUCUCACACUGCUCGAUAUUUGCUCAACUCAAUUGUCGAAUAAAACGAAACGAGCGCCAAUGGUGCACAUUGGCGCCGCGCCAUAUCCAACAUCGCGCGAUCCUUCGAACACGGUACUCUCUCAUGGUGAAGUGACAGCACCGCCAGAGAUAAUAACACCAGUCGCCAAAGACAGUGCAAUGACAUUGGCGAGCAGUUCGAGUCCGACACCGAUUUUGACGAACGGCGAGACGAUUCCACCGAAGGCUACGGAGAAUUUGGUGGCGAAGGACAGCGUUCAACAAGUUGGAAAAUGA